Molecule: messenger RNA, 1104 nt
Organism: Cokeromyces recurvatus
Lineage: Eukaryota; Fungi; Mucoromycota; Mucoromycetes; Mucorales; Mucoraceae
Exons: 2
Coding region: 249-872 (207 amino acids)
Biological process (GO): canonical NF-kappaB signal transduction
Source: RefSeq, a predicted model, not a curated record
AUUGUGCAAAUCCCAACUAUGAAGCUAAAUUACUGUUUUAAGAUUCCGCACGAUUUGCAUAUAAGGAUCAUGACAAAAAAGAAAAAAAACAUCACCAUAAACAUAGAUCAAAAGAUAAAAGACAUAAAAAAGAAAAGCCUUAUAAACCACCUACUUUGUAUGAAGAAGAAGGGGGCUGGAUACCACCUGCUACUUCAUAUAAAGAUGACGAAGAAGAAUCAGCUUGGCGAGCUCAUUUAUUCGAUGCAAUGAUGGAUGACGAAGGACAAGAUCCAUUCUAUUCAAGUUAUAAUGAAUAUAGUAAUAACUCGAGUCAACCAGCGUUGAUGACAGAUGAAGAGUAUCGACAAUAUAUUGUAGAUGGUAUGUAUCGUCGUAAAAAUGCGGAUAAGAUCGCUGAGGAGGAACGACAGAAAGCAGCUAAAAGAAAGGAACAAAAAGAAAGAGAAAAGAGAAGAAGAGAAGAGGAGAGAAGAGAAUCAGAACGUAUUCGACUUGAAAAUAUCGUUCGACAGUCAGAGAAAUUAAAGAAAAUAGAAGCUACCCACAUAGAAUAUGAUAAUAAAUGGAAAAGAUUAGAAGAAGAUAUGAGCAAAAUAUUACAUAAGAAAGAUAUUCCAUGGCCUAUUGUAGGCAAAGAGUUUAGUCUAGAAUCAUUAAAAUCGUUUGUUAUUGAUUCAAGGUUAACAUCUGAAGAAAAUAAGAAGAAUGUGCGUAAAGAACAAACAAGAUAUCAUCCUGACAAGUUUAUUACAAGAUAUAUGAAACGAUUUGAAGGUUCAGAAAAGGAAAAGGAUACAGUAUUAAAACGUAUUAAUGAAAUAUCGAGUUGGUUAAAUGAAAUAUGGUCUCAAAUCUCUAAUAAGAAUUAAUCAUCUUGUACCAGUCUCCAAAUACGGACGAGACCAUCAUCCCCUACUGUACAUAACCAAUCACCAUGUUUUUCUGUAGGGAACCAUGUUACCCCGUUAAUAUCAUAUACACCAUGCGCAUUCUCUAUAGUGGCUAUAUUUUUAUAACUAGCCGAAUCUUCUUCUUGUAUUUCUUCCAUAUCCUUAAAUAACACAUCAUAUUAAAAUAAAGUACUUUAUCUAUACAACUCUU